GCUUCCAAGCUGUGAGCUAUGCAUAACAAUAACAACAACAGUACAGCUUCUGCGCCUUGUAAUUAUGUUAAUUUAACUUAAGGUUGAAUUCGUCGCACCAAAAACAUGGUUCGGUGUGACAUUUGACUUUCAACAAGCCUAUAAGAAAGCGACAGUUUCUUCAUCCAGUUAACAUUAGCGUUCUAAGUAACGUUAAGCAUUUGGCUAAAAUAGAGAGCGCGACGGAUAUAUCUAGCUAGCUAGCUACGGCGAUUUUCAAGCAAGGCCUGAAACAGUAACCAAAAGCGACAGCCAGGACAGCCUCUCCGAGAAAAGGGAAGGCAACACUAAAUUACUGAUUUAACUCUCACAGAAGAGCGUGUGUCCUUAAAAUGAGAGGUUCUUACGGAGACAGAGAUCGAGACCGUGGCCGUGACAGAGGGAGCCCUCGUUUCGGCUCCAGCAGAGGCGGCCCACCACCGGGUAGAAAGUUCGGGAACCCCGGGGACCGUUUGCGAAAGAAGAGAUGGGACCUGGAUGAGCUUCCGAAAUUUGAAAAGGACUUUUAUACUGAACAUCCGGAAAUACAGCGAAUGACUCAGUAUGAUGUUGAGGAGUAUUGCAGGAAGAAAGAAAUCACUGUUCGAGGUUCAGGCUGCCCGAAGCCUGUCACUACCUUCCAUCAGGCACAGUUUCCCCAAUAUGUAUUGGAUGUACUGAUGCAGCAGAAUUUCAAGGAGCCCACAGCCAUUCAGGCACAAGGUUUCCCUCUGGCCCUCAGCGGGAGAGACAUGGUGGGCAUUGCUCAGACUGGCUCUGGGAAGACCUUAUCGUACCUCCUGCCUGCCAUUGUGCACAUCAAUCAUCAGCCCUACUUGGAGCGUGGAGAUGGACCCAUUUGCUUGGUUCUGGCCCCCACAAGAGAACUGGCGCAGCAGGUCCAGCAGGUGGCAUACGACUAUGGAAAGUCGUCCCGCAUCAAAAGCACUUGUGUGUAUGGGGGUGCUCCCAAGGGACCUCAAAUCAGAGACCUGGAGAGAGGUGUUGAGAUCUGCAUUGCCACUCCAGGUCGUCUGAUUGACUUCCUUGAGGCUGGAAAGACCAACCUGCGAUGCUGUACAUACUUGGUUCUGGAUGAAGCCGACCGCAUGCUGGAUAUGGGUUUUGAACCCCAGAUUCGCAAGAUUGUGGACCAGAUCAGGCCCGACCGACAGACCCUGAUGUGGAGUGCUACCUGGCCUAAAGAGGUUCGCCAGCUGGCAGAGGACUUUCUGAAAGACUAUGUCCAAAUUAAUGUUGGAGCGCUGGAACUCAGCGCCAACCACAACAUCCUUCAGAUAGUUGAUGUCUGUAUGGAUAGUGAGAAGGACCAAAAGUUGCUCCAGCUGAUGGAGGAGAUCAUGGCUGAGAAAGAAAACAAGACCAUCAUCUUCGUGGAGACCAAGAAACGAUGUGACGAUCUCACACGCAGGAUGAGACGUGAUGGAUGGCCAGCGAUGUGUAUUCAUGGCGACAAAAGCCAGCCAGAGAGAGACUGGGUGUUAACAGAGUUUCGUAGCGGCAAGGCUCCCAUCCUCAUCGCUACGGACGUGGCUUCACGUGGUUUGGAUGUGGAGGAUGUCAAGUUUGUCAUCAAUUAUGACUAUCCCAACUCAUCGGAGGACUACAUCCAUCGCAUUGGUCGUACAGCCCGCAGCACCAACAAAGGCACCGCCUACACCUUCUUCACUCCGGGGAACCUCCGCCAGGCCCGCGAGCUGAUCCGCGUGCUGGAGGAGGCCCGCCAGGCCAUCAAUCCCAAACUGCUGCAGCUAGUUGAUACUGGACGGGGAGGAGGCGGAGGGGGUGGCCGGCUUCGUUUUCGUGGCAGCUCCAAUUCUAACAAUCCCAACCUGAUGUUCCAGGACACGUGUGACCGGCGAAUGGGUUCUGUGGGUGGAGGCGGUAGCAGCGCCAAAGACACCCGCAGCAGCAGCAGCUAUGGCCGAGAUAGCCGUAGAGGAAGCAGCCGGGACCGGGAACGCUCCUCCUCAUCUUCCUCUUCUCACAGGGAUCGCAGCAGCAGGGACGGAGGACGCAGCUAUGGCUCCAGCUCCAGCUCCAACUCAUACGACCAGUAUCAGAAUAAUAACAACAGCAGCAGCAGUAGUCAGUACAGCAGCUCUAGGGGCAGCUCUGGGUCGGGGGGUGGUGGAGUAGGGCAGGCCCCACCUUCUUCAGCCGGCCCCCAGCCUCUGAUGGCCAAGCAGUUCAACCCUCCCCAGCCCAUGGUGGGCCUGAUGGGGCACUCGCCCUUCCCGUUUGCUCCUCCACAGCCACCCCCUCCAUCAGGCCGAAAGUAAUGUGAUCUGUGCAUCAGUCAAACACGCGCAUGCACACACUCAAAAUCAAGAUAUGGUUUCAUUUAGACUGGUUCCCAGUUUGUUUAUUAGCUGGGCAACACUUUUAGUUUUUGACUUUUUCUUUAUUAAUCAACAUUAUUUAGUGUGACAGAAGCUAGGCUGUGUCAUUUGACUUAAAAUUGGUUCGUACAAACAUGCUGUUUUUGUAUUGUGAACUUCUUUAUGUGAGCGGUCACACAUGGUUUGUGAAGUACUUUCCCCCUUUAGGUGUAUCACAGGUAGGUGCUGAAGUUAAUUCUUGUAUAAAAGCUUGUUUGUGGUUUAGAUUCAAUAUCUUUAUUUUUGUGUUUGUAAGCUACACGAUAAAUUUUAAUUGAUUUAAAAGAAAAUAUGGAGGUCCUGGUGUAGUUUCAGCCCAAUUAAGAAAAAAACUGGUUUUCCAUAAAGGGAUUUUUAGUUUUCCUUCUUUUGAUACAUAGAUAAUUUUGGCUACACAGAGGCAACUCUGGGGCUUUGUGUAUCUAUGGCUGCAGUUAAAGUCACAUAUAAAUUAGACAAGUGUGUUUAUCAAGACUCCACUGUAGAUUAGAUAACCUUCUUCAGAUAAUUACCAGUCUUUGAAGCAGUGAUUGAGAUUUUCCUAGCUAAUACUAAGUCCCAUUUUUACAGUUUAAUAAAGCUCUGUAUUGUA
This is a messenger RNA of Etheostoma cragini (Arkansas darter), 3012 nucleotides long. Its product is annotated as probable ATP-dependent RNA helicase DDX17. The record is from RefSeq and is a predicted model, not a curated record. Gene Ontology annotation, biological process: alternative mRNA splicing, via spliceosome. Lineage: Eukaryota; Metazoa; Chordata; Actinopteri; Perciformes; Percidae. Gene Ontology annotation, cellular component: ribonucleoprotein complex; cytoplasm; nucleus. The coding region runs from base 372 to 2321 and encodes 649 amino acids. The transcript is spliced from 13 exons. Gene Ontology annotation, molecular function: ATP binding; RNA binding; RNA helicase activity.